GCAGUCGACCAGAUCUUACAAACACAACAGGUACAGGUCUCCGCUGUUUCCUUGGAAAUCCUCAGCUGUACUUGAAAGGAGAAAAUUAAAUUUGUUGUCAAACCUUCGGCGAGAUUAAGCUGAAAUCAGACGGUACAAAGACACCAAACUUUGUCGCAACGAACGAUUAACCCACAUGUAACGGCAGGGCAGCUCCAUCUUUCAGUCUUGGCAAGCUAAAAAAAGAUUGGAGUUCGCGGGAGAACAUAAUACUGCAUCAAUAAAAAUGAGUUCGACGAAAACAACUGUCAGUUUCUUAACGUAUUUAGUAGUCGUGUUUACACUGAGUGCUCAAGUGAUCGAUGGCGCAAAGGAUAAAGUCACAUUUGGCCCAAAGGCACAAAUCCCCGAUGACAAGUUAUUUCAAGAUCAAGUGGCUUUCUGCGAAGGAUGUUACGGUUUUGUUCAAGAGAUUCACAAACUCCUGAUGAAGUGGUCUAAGGAGAAGGGUUCCAUCGAGGACCACAUAGACGCAGCCAUGGUCGCCGUUUGCAGCACAGAGAGACUCAGGUCUUACGUUCUAUCACCACCAAAAAUGGAGAGACUUUGCGCAGGAAUCAGAGCACAUUACGAAGACGACAUUGGAUUGGCUUUAUUGACUCAUUACGGGAAGAGGAAACCCGACGUGGAAAAAGUAUUUUCAGAAGUCUGCAAGAAAGCCAUCCCUGCUUGCCCUAAAAACAUGAAGCCCAUGUCAGUGGGAAGAAAGGAACAAAGAGAAAAGGAAGCGAAGGAAAAAGCAGCAAAAGAGAAGUCAGAGAAGCAGAACACAUCAACGAAUGAGGAGGAAGAGAAGAAGAAAGAAGGAAAAACGUCGGAAAAGAGGAAACAGAAAACGGGAAAGAAGAGUAAGAACAAGCAAAAGAAAGAUGAGUUAUAGAUUGGAUCCUGUGGCGUUUAAAGGAUGACAUCAACCUCGUCAUUUAUAUUUAUUAAUUUUCUUUCUUCGGAGGAGCAUCGUCUUUGUAAUGAAGUGACAAACAAACAAACAAACA
Molecule: messenger RNA, 1034 nt
Organism: Macrobrachium nipponense
Lineage: Eukaryota; Metazoa; Arthropoda; Malacostraca; Decapoda; Palaemonidae
Exons: 4
Coding region: 266-919 (217 amino acids)
Source: RefSeq, a predicted model, not a curated record